CUGCAGUGAGCCGCGCGCACGAUCAGUUCUGGGUUCGGUGUCCGUAUGUAACACGUGUGUCUAUAAGGUACUGCGUCACCAAGUCCGAAACCUGACAGCUUCCCCAGGCGAAUAAUCUGCGGCCAGAAACAGGAAACAUGGACGACGAAGUGUUGACAACUCUGAAAAUACUGAUAAUCGGCGAAAGCGGCGUCGGAAAGUCAAGUCUCCUGUUGAGAUUUACUGAUGAUAUGUUUGAUCCAGACCUUGCAGCGACAAUAGGUGUUGAUUUCAAAGUGAAAACCAUUGCAGUCGAUGGAAACAAAGCAAAGCUUGCAAUUUGGGACACAGCAGGACAGGAACGGUUCCGAACUCUGACGCCAAGCUACUAUCGUGGGGCCCAAGGCGUCAUCUUGGUUUAUGAUGUUACAAAACGUGAUACAUUUACCAAGCUUGAUAACUGGCUAAAUGAGUUAGAGACGUACUGCACAAGAUAUGACCUCGUGAAAAUGCUGGUUGGAAACAAAAUUGAUAAGGAAAACCACGAAGUAGACAGGAACGAAGGCCUCAAAUUUGCAAGGAAACAUUCCAUGCUUUUCAUUGAGGCAAGUGCAAAGACUCGUGAUGGGGUGCAGUGCGCGUUUGAGGAGCUGGUCGAGAAGAUCAUCCAGACCCCGGGACUUUGGGAGAGCGAGUCGCUGAGUCCAGGUGUGCAGCUCUCCCACCAGGACCAGCGGAAGGGGAGCUCCUGUCGAGGCUACUGCUCCUUGGUCUAAGUGCAAACUGGUCCUUUCGUUGAAGGAAAGCAUUGUUAUCUUCAUCAUUAUUCAAUGUUAAAUGACUUAAUCCUAUUCCAGACCAUACUUGCUGUGGUUGCACCCGUCUGGGGGUUUAAAGGGGAGGCGGCCAUUAAGAGAUGCUGCCGUUUGCACAUUAUAAGCUUCACUACUUGAGUUUGUUUAGGAUUUCGUAAAAGGCACGUCUACUACUGGCAGAAUCUGGGUCAGGGAUACCGGUGCAACUGUCCUGUUCCCUGUGUGCCGCCAAACUCUCCACGGUGGCGGACUGGCAAGGAUGCUUUGUAGACAAUGUCACUUAGCAUCACUCAUGAUGGAAGCUAACUGUUUAACUACUAGGCGUUUUAGAAUAAAAGAAUACUUGAUGGCAACUCAGUUAUAAUGGCAGCAAGGGAAUGUAGUUAUAAAGGAGAUAUACCUCACAGUCCGUUAAUAUGUAGAGAUUGCUGUUACACACUGACUUUUGUUUCUGGAACCUGCAUGAGCAAAAUUAAACAGCCAGAACUGUCGCUAGAAUGUUGUUUUUCCCAGAAUUUCAAGCAAAAACUGCUCUAACAAAGCCUUCUUUUUGUUUAACCAAUGAAAACCCAGCCGGUUUCUGUCUGGUUAAAGAAAUAUGGAUUAUGGAUAUUUAACAGCCCACUUGUUCCCAGAAUCGCCUGCGGAUGUUUUUGAUUUGUGUCUGAAGCAUGGGGGCAAAAAAAAAACUAGUGUUUUCAAAUGUCAGAUAUGUUUUAUAAAUUGCCAGUUUUCCCUCAGGUUUCCUAAUACAUGUUCUUAUGUAGUCUUCUGUUUCCUAUAUUCAUGCUUAAAUGAUCUGUAGCUGACCCACAUACAGCCUUGAGAAGUGGAUGUCCUUUGGAUGUACAGGCCCACUUCGUUUGGCAUUCGACUGAUUGCUUUGUUUUUUAAGAAACAGGUGUCCAGUAACUAAUGUCUGCUCUUCCAGCAGAAGUGCACUGGGUGUCCUGCUUACCAUUUUAGCUCCGUCUUCCGCUGCAGAGAUUCUUGUUUUACGGCUCUUUCCUUUUCUCAUGUUUAAUGGUUUUUAGUGCCACACUAAGUCAUUCGUGAUGAGAAUCGGUGCAGUGGUGCAUUCGGUCCUUUCAGUCAAAGCCCUAAAAGAACUGGCCUUAACAUAUGUCCUUAAUAUAUUUUAUUCUUGUCUUUAAUUCAUAGUAUCUAUGUUAAUAAAUGUGUUUUUAUACUUAGUUCACGCUUUUUCAUUACUGUCUUGAUAUUUUUGUGGUAUUAUUUUUGGGAUUAAGGAAGCAGUAAUGAAUUUUUUUUUUUAACCCAGUAAUGGUGACUGUUUGCUGUUGGGUAAAAUGUGUAUCUUUUGUGCGUGUGUGUAUGUAUCUAUGUAGAUGCAAUAACAUUUACUAAUUCAUUGUAAAAAUCUAUAAUAAAUCCAAAAUAUGGGUUUUUCAGUACGAAAUAACUGUAACUAGCAUUAAUGUGUGAAAACUUUGUGCCUGCCAAGUAUUUUAUAGUUACUAAGCCUGCAAGACACAUACCCAAAGUAUGUAAUAAUAUAUGAAACCAAUUUACUUGGGCUACUGAUUUUAAUCUGGUAAGUAACUCGGUCCAAAGGUGGACUUAAUGUUACAAUAAAAAAUUUGAAAUGGCUGCCGAACAGAAA
Molecule: messenger RNA, 2418 nt
Organism: Brienomyrus brachyistius
Lineage: Eukaryota; Metazoa; Chordata; Actinopteri; Osteoglossiformes; Mormyridae
Product: ras-related protein Rab-18-B-like
Exons: 7
Coding region: 138-755 (205 amino acids)
Molecular function (GO): GTP binding; GTPase activity
Source: RefSeq, a predicted model, not a curated record